CCCAAUACACCAGAGCCAAAGUAGUUCGACAUAAAUACGUGGAACCCCACACAAUAGAGGCGUAGUCAAACAAGUGAUAAGGCCAACGUGGUGCUGCUGUCCUCCAUAACUUGUUUCAUCUAAUCUUCCUUUUUAUUUCUUGUAUAUUUAUUUUGUCCUGAAGCAAUUAAAUUAUUUCUGGUCCUCAUAUAUUUCUAUCUCUAGUCUAGUCUAGUCUAGUAAAAUAAAAGUAGGUGGGCGUUAAAUAAAUACACGGUCCAAGCUCGAAUUAUUUAUAUAUACACCGCGUCCCCCAAUUCUUCGGCCCCCAAACCCAUACACAGGCAAAAGGGGGCACGCAGCUCAAAUUAGGGUUUCCAAUUUCACAAAUCGAAUCUAGGUUUUCGAAAUCAGCAGCGGCAGCAGCCAUGGGCGGAGGCAACGGACAGAAGGCCAAGAUGGCUCGCGAGAAGAAUCUCGAGAAGUCUAAAGCCGGCGCUAAGGGGAGUCAGCUUGAGACCAACAAGAAAGCUAUGUCGAUCCAGUGCAAGGUGUGCAUGCAGACAUUCAUUUGCACCACAUCAGAAGUGAAGUGCAAGGAACAUGCUGAAGCAAAGCACCCCAAGGCCGACUUCUUCGCAUGUUUUCCCCAUCUCAAGGCCUAAUGUGAUAAUGGGUUUUGUAAUGUUGUUCCUUCCGCUAUCGAUGUGCUGAAGUUGGAAUCUUUUCCAGUGUUGUUAUUGAGCCUGUUCUAGACUAGGGAGAUGAUUUAGUUUCAACUGUGUGAAACAUCAUUAUGGGAUAUGUCCCUGAGGGAUUUCUUAAGUAUAAAUUGGGUGAAGUAUGUCUAUAAUAUGCCCUUUGCCUUUGGUUUGAA
Rhododendron vialii is the source of this 856-nucleotide messenger RNA. RefSeq lists its product as uncharacterized. Bases 408 to 644 code for a protein of 78 amino acids. NCBI's taxonomy places the organism in Eukaryota, Viridiplantae, Streptophyta, Magnoliopsida, Ericales, Ericaceae. The record is from RefSeq and is a predicted model, not a curated record. The transcript has 3 exons.